AUGAACAUCAAGUUCUGCAAAACCAACCUCCUUAUUGAUCACAAGGAAGUGGAUGAGAAAUACCAAUUCAAGUUCACACACCCCACAGCUGGCCCUUCCAAGCUGGUUCUGCCCAACCCUGAACUCACCACAGUCAUCAGGGGCUCCAAGGAUGAACCCCUCUGUUGUGGCUGCUCACAAGAGGAUUGGACUUCUCCAAAAGUUCAACAAGUGGCAAGGGAAGGCCAUGAGAAAAUGCAAAAGUCCAUGGACAAAAUGGUGAGCAAGAUCAAGAGUUUGGAGAAGAAGGUCUCUGGUUCUUCAUCCAAGAAGAAGAAGACACCCAUAGCUUCUACAUUUCCAGGAGUCGAUCCUUCUCACCACUCCAAGGAGACUCCCUGCCCAAGAGCCUCACAGAGCCUCUCAUUUGAACCAAGGGAAGAAGGAGACAACACGCAGAGGAGGAGGAAAAGUUCCAAGCCCGACGCUCUAACUCGACCACUGGACUCGAUCGAGUCCAAACAGAGGAAACUCAACUCGGUCGAGCUGAUGGUCGAGUUGACCUGA
Messenger RNA from Microthlaspi erraticum, 546 nucleotides. The record is from the annotation of a GenBank genome assembly. Lineage: Eukaryota; Viridiplantae; Streptophyta; Magnoliopsida; Brassicales; Brassicaceae.